GUCAGUUUGAUUAUAGUUCAAAAGAAUAUGGCCGUGUUAGGGCCUUGUGUGAAUGUAAAUAUGAACGGUCAAAGUAAUAUUCAUAGUCAGUUAACAAAAUCAUUAGAGAGAAUUCUUGAGGAUGCAUAUUUAAGUGGCGAAAUAAAACUAAGUGGACGUAAGCUGAGAGAAUUUCCAAAGCCAGUGAAGUUUGAUUUGAGUGAUACAGUUGUUGCUGAUUUAUCUAAAAACCGCUUCUGUGAAGUGCCCGAGGAACUGACGACGUACAUUUUUUUAGAAAAGUUGUUGUUAUCGCAAAAUAUACUAAGGAAUCUACCUGAUGCAGUCGGCGGUCUACAGUCUCUCACAUUCUUGGAUCUCAGUUCAAAUCAGCUUACCGAGCUGCCUCGAGAAAUAUGUCAAAUGCCGCUGCAAGUCCUACUAGUGCCAGACAACCUCCUAACAACAUUACCAAAGGAAAUCGGGAAGAUGACAACUCUAGCAGAGCUGGUGGCGUCGAACAACAGGCUGACGCAAGUGCCGAUGACACUGGGCGACUGUGCUGGCUUGCGGGCGUUGGAUCUUAGCAAUAAUCAACUAGGAUUGUUACCUUUACAGGUGACAUACCUUCGACUGGAACACCUGGACGUCAGCUGCAACUGUAUUUCCUCCCUGCCUUUGGAACUGCGCAACAUGAGCACCCUCAUCACGCUGAACCUGGACAAUAACCCUCUCGUUUCACCUCCUACAACGGUAUGCAUGCGCGGGCGCGUGCACAUAUUCAAGUACCUAGAAAACAUGGCGAACAAAGACACCCCCGCGCACCGCCGCGUCGAAGACACCCGCCGAACAGCCAAACACACCUCCUACCUUAACAGUCCAACGACCAACCAAAUAACGUCAGGCAACGCCACGAUAGACUGUCUCAGGCAUAAGCCGAGGCAUGUCGUGGAUAGCGGGUACAGCACUGAUGGCAUGGAGAAGCGGUGGUCUAAUGAUGGCGGAGGCGAAGCUGGCGGAGGUUCCGGCCGUUCUACGCCCAGCACGCCAUCUACCCUGUCUCCCGGCGCGGCGCUAUCGCGGGCGCAGUCACUGUCCAGCGAAUCCCCUUUACCACAAUUGACUCCGCUACUCACCGGCCUCCGUAUAUCACCCGAAGGGAACAUUUCCAAUGGCGACGAUAAGAGUAAAUUAGCCCAUCAGCAAACCUACAGGCAAUACAAAGAAGCUUUAAGACGACAACGCCAGCAAGACAUCUACCGCCCCCGCACCGACCAAUCAUCGCCCGACCUCGACUCCUCCCCCCACCAAAGUCCCAUCCACAACCCCCACUCCCCCGUCAACGGCCACAGUAAUGUAUCCCCCAUAUAUCGUUCCACUAGCAUAUCACCAAAUUCCUCCCAAGUGCCAAACUCACCCCUCCUACACUCAACACCCAGAAGAUUCCAAAAUCAAAAUGGAAACUCGGAGAAAGAAGAGAAUAAGCGGCCAGUACAGAAAGUUGUGCCUUCGAGGAAUGUAAAUAAGAUCUAUUCUGCUGUGAACGGGAACGUGGAGUAUGGCAGGACGAAUGGACACGACACGUAUACAAAACCUACGUCGCCUACUAAGUCUCCGACGAAUACUUUAGGUUAUAAUAGCAUAGGCACAAAAUCCAACAUCCCCCGGCAAACCAACGGCGACCCAAAGCUACUAACAACCACGGUGUCAUACCUCAAAGGCGCCGCACCGAAACCUGCAGCCAAGGUCCCGUGGAGUAAAGACGACAAGCUCAGCUUCACCAUGAAGAGAGAGUUCGAUAAGCAGAAGGAGGAAUCAGAUCUGCUGGCGCAGUUGAGGACGAUAAUCGAAAGCCGGUUAAAGAUGAGUUUACCAGAGCAACUAGCACCGGUAUUGGCCGACGGGGUCGUCCUAUGCCACCUCGCCAACCAUGUUCGGCCGCGCUCCGUGGCCUCCGUACACGUACCUUCUCCUGCACAGCCCAAAUUAACAAUGGCAAGAUGCAGGCGGAAUGUCGACAACUUCUUGGAAGCCUGCCGGAGAAUUGGAGUCGAAGAAGAAAACAUCUGCUCGCCCGAAGACAUUCUGGGCGCGGAGCGAGAGCGGGACGGCACCAUCCUACCUCUCGCUCGCACUGUAUGCGCCCUCCUCUCACACGCCACGCCGCGAAAGGAUAACCAAUCAGAGCGCUACAAUUACGACCAAUCGCAGCAGGAAUACGAGUAUUACCGAAGCGAUGUCGCGAACUCCGUUGAAGUGAACUAUUAUCAAAGUACCGUGGGCAGGUACGACGAAGACAGAAUAGUGAGCAAUUUCAACAUGUUUACUGAAUACCAGAGCCAAAACUACACCAUCGACGAGGCUGACGAAUAUCAAAACUACGAAAACAACAACACAGACGGACACUAUUCACCAGUCUACGAAGGCGUAAGGAACAGAGGACCUUACUACCACAAGAAUAGAGUUCAAUUCGUCACGCCAUUCUUCAAGGGAGACGGUCUUUUGAAAUCCGAUAACUUCGACAUAUACGACACGGAUGAAGUAGAUUUCCCGAUAGAACUAAGUCGGGACACAGAGAGAUAUGACAGGGGUAAAAUGAAUUUAGAUAUACAGAACAAUUUGAACAGGGAUCUGACCAUAGAGACUGAAGCUAUGAAGAAGGAGAGGCUGUUUUUCACUUGUCUAUGCCUUGGCGCGUUUUUCGUGUCCGCCAUCUUGCUAUUUAUAUAUCCUUUAUAAUUUGAUGCAAUAAAAUUUAGAUCUGGGUAUGUACUAGUGGUUAUGUAAGGACGCUAAGUACGAAGAAUUUCAUACAUUGACCUGUUAUU
This is a messenger RNA of Cydia amplana, 2807 nucleotides long. It is a transcript of the gene Lrch, whose product is annotated as leucine-rich repeat and calponin homology domain-containing protein. Lineage: Eukaryota; Metazoa; Arthropoda; Insecta; Lepidoptera; Tortricidae. The transcript has 12 exons. The coding region runs from base 28 to 2718 and encodes 896 amino acids. The record is from RefSeq and is a predicted model, not a curated record. Gene Ontology annotation, molecular function: protein binding.